Molecule: messenger RNA, 213 nt
Organism: Colletotrichum graminicola M1.001
Lineage: Eukaryota; Fungi; Ascomycota; Sordariomycetes; Glomerellales; Glomerellaceae
Exons: 2
Coding region: 1-213 (70 amino acids)
Source: RefSeq, a predicted model, not a curated record
AUGCUGUCCUACCAGGCCCGCAUAACGGUCGAUAUGUUUGCCGUCGCUAUAGAUGAGCGCGAGGCGUCGCUGUUGCACGGGACGCUAGACCCCGUGUCUGCCCGUAUUGGGUCAAAACUGCUGAGUUGCCUAUUGAGGUGGGCUACUGUCUGCCACAAACGAACAAUGGCGUAUCGGGCCGGCAUUUCUCGAUGGUCAGGUGUCGCGGGGUAA